AGUGACGUAGGCAGGGCGAAAUUUGAACGUCUUUUUUCGAGCUGCCGUUGUGAAGCGGACAGACAGAAACAAACACAGUGUUUAUACAACGAUUUUAAGACUUUAAAAGCCGCGUUGUUUUAUUAUAUAAGAUGAGGUUUAGGCGCAGCAGAGUCGGGAAGUUAAAUAUGAGGGGAGUUUGGUGACUUUGAACGGUUGUUUUUAUUGAAAAGCGUCAAGCGGAACUCUGAGGGAAAACAAGCUAAAGCUAACGUUAGCCGUCAGAGUUUGUGUUUAACACCCAAAGCGUUAUUCCGCUUGUUUUUAACCCGAACGCACCUUCAAGCUCACAUUUAGCUGUUUUUAUCCGUAGUAAUGAAGGUUUUGGAGCGAAAUGUGGUUCGUCUGGCCGUUGUUCAGCAUCUCCGAUCGGUUUAUGGAAUAAAAAUCAAAAACUGGAAUAAAAACAGAAACAAACAGACAUCGUCGAACACGGUGAAGGUGUUUGGGGUUGCUCUUGAAGCUCUGCCACACUGUCAUGUGUUAGACUACGGAGAUGUACCCUGUUUUAUAGCAGAUGUUUGUACGAGUCUCCUGGAGCAUCUGGACACCGAGGGGCUCUUCAGGAAGUCUGGUUCUGUGGUGCGGGUCAAGAGCCUCAGGGCCCGACUGGAGCAGGGCGAGGACUGUCUGUCCACUGCUCUCCCGCUGGACGUCGCUGGACUUCUGAAGCAGUUUUUCCGGGAGCUUCCCGAACCGGUUCUGACCCCUGACCUCCACAGUGCUUUCCUGAAGGCCCAGGAGCUGCCCACGGAUGAGGAGAGGACCUCGGCCACGGUCCUGCUGUCCUGCGUGCUGCCCGACAGGAAUCUAAACACACUGCGGUACUUCUUCAGUUUCCUGAAGAGCGUCUCCCAGCGAUGUGCUGAGAAUAAGAUGGACAGCAGUAAUCUGUCGGUCAUCUUCGCUCCUAAUCUCUUUCACUGUGGAGACGGCGGGGACAAGAUGAGCAGCAGCACAGAGAAGAGACUCAAGCAUCAGGCAGCGGCCGUGCAGCGGCUCAUAGACAACGCUCAACACCUCGGUGUGGUUCCUCGGUUCCUGAUGGAGAAGGUUCCAGUCAUGUUGGGUUGUGAUGCUGGAGUGUUUUCUCCAUCGUCUGUGUCUCUAGAAGACAGUAACGCUCACUCAGACCUGAAGAAGAGCAACAGACGCAGUUUAGGAGACAUGGUUAAUGGAGCUCUGAAUAGGUUUAAAACUAGUAGAACCCCAACACAUACCCCUCAGUCCGAUGGAGCAGUUUUCUCCAUAGCCACUCCUGUCAUCAUGACUCCGAACUCCAAGCGUAAGCUUCCUGUCGAGUCGACACACACUUACGGGUUCUCGAGCAAGAAACGCAGGUCCAUCAAGAAGAACCUGGGCCUGGAGCUGUUCCCGAACGCUCUGUUUGGAGGAGCGUCUACACCUGGAUCAGCACACAGCGCAGCAGGAGCUCUGGACUCGUCUCACAGCGGUUUACUGUCGUCUGUGGGCAGAAACACUCGGGCGUCCAGCAGCUCGGCCAAGAGGAAGAGCAGACGACUCAGAGUCCGCAGAGUUGAAUCGGGGAAGGCCGGCUGUUUCUCGCCCAGAGUCGCUAAGAAAGAGCCUGUGAGGAAAUCUCUGCGUCUGCGCUUCAGUUUGGGCAAAUCCAGCCGAGAGUCUAACGUCAUUACACACUCACAACCGGGGCCGAAGAGGUCAGAGGUCAUAGGUUUUCGCCUAGCGACACAGAGUUCUGGGUUUCACUUCACCAAGGAGCUCAGUCCGGCUGUUUUGAACAAGAGCCCCUCGAAAGGCUCCAGGUUCAUCAGUGUCUCCGAGGAUAACCUUCUGACGCCGCAGUGUGUUUCUACAGACCACAGCAGCUCAUGGAGCCGAGACCUGAGCUUCACGAGGGAUUCCUUCUGUGAGACUCCCAUGAGCCUCUGUGUGAAGAGCAGCUCCCGCUCCGAGCCAACCAUCAUCCUGAGCAAACCUGUUCUUCCCAAGAGCCUCUGCUGCGACGACAGCGCCUUGGACUCGUCCAGUGAAGAGCGCUCUCACACCGGACCCACGCUACUGAAGAUCAAACAAGCUUUCGGUGGAUCUCACAGUGACCUCCACAGCAUCGUCACACAGCAGAACCACGAGGAACCGCAAGACAGCACUUGUGCAAACUCUGAGGCGGCCGAAACCAAAUCAGUGUCUGAUUCAGAUGAUAACAGAUGGUUAGAGACCGUUAACACACCUCUACAUAUAGACAGCACUCUGUUCGACAGCGGACCGAAAUGGUUUGUAGACACCAGCUCUAACGGAUCCCUUUGUCUUGAAAAUAAAAGCAGGGGUUUUCUAAAAGAGACGUCUGGAGACUGCAGCCAACUGGUCGACGCUUUAGACAUCCAGAGUCCCGUGGCUUUCAGACUGGAGACGUCCAACAGAGUUCAAUCUACUCCGUAUGCAACAAGAUCCCAAACGAAUAACAAUACGUCUCUGCUGAGCGAACUCAAAGAGUCUUUAGUAACAGAUAAGACCGACGAAGAUCAAGCGGAGAUGCCACAGAACCCUACCGGAGCCAAUGAAGCUCGCCGAAUGAGAGUCGCCGAACAGAUUAAACGCUUCAACAUGAUGACGCUGAAUUCACCCCAAACCAAAGUGGUCCGAUCUCCUCUGAAGCUCCAGCGCACGCCGGUCCGGCAGUCGGUCAGGAGGAUCAACUCUCUGAUCGGAGGCCGGAAGGACACAAGGAUGGGUUGGUGCUCCGCCAGUCAGAGGAAGACCGUGAGUUUAGAAAGUGGUUUGCAAACAUCCUCGAAACCCAAACCUCCAGUUCCUCCGGAGAAACCAGCGAUCAAAGCGCUGGAAGACGUCACCAAUAAGGCUCCAAAGACCAAGUGUGACACCCUCUCAGCCAAUAAGAACGCUGCACAUGAACGUCCCAAAUCAAUCCUGCUACAAGUGUCUAAAAGCGAUACGAGUCACUACAGAGGUUCACCUAAAAACCCUCUAACUCAGGGAAGACUGCUGCCAGUGAUGAAACCCAUUGAUAUAUGAGUCGCCAUGACUUUAAACUCUUUCGUCCGAAGAUGUUUCUGAACUCUGGCAUUCAGGGUCUUAAUUAAGUUCGCUAAGGUGAACUUUGCUCGUUUUACAGGAGUGAGAUUUUUACUUUAUAAGGAAGUUGCUGAAUUUGCUUCAGCAUGUAGUUUUGGAUUUCAGGGUCGCUUUGGUUUGAACGUCAAACUCGAGUGUGCACGAAGCAAACCGAUCCUGUGAUUUGAGAUCACAAUCUGAAAUCUAUAAUUUUGAAAUAUGCUCAUCGGUUGCAUGAGUUUCUAGUUGUUUUGCUGUAAGUGAAAAGACGAGUACAUGAGAGUGAAUGAAGCGAGAUGUGAAAAUGGAUGUUUGUAAGUUAGAUCGGGAAAGGUUGGAUUCUGGAAGUGUCUUAUUUACUGUUAUUUAUGUUUUAUGCAAACACCAAAAGCCUUAAAGAUGACAUUCCUGGUGUACCUCAAGGAAAUGUCGGCAGUAUUAUGCGCUCAUGUGAUUAUCCUCAAUGCUGGUGUUAUUUUUCACUCAUUUAUGAACAUGAUGUUCUGCUUUUCUACAUGAAGUUAACUAAACUCUGUUUAACUGA
Messenger RNA from Carassius gibelio (silver crucian carp), 3634 nucleotides. It is a transcript of the gene arhgap11a, whose product is annotated as Rho GTPase activating protein 11A. Gene Ontology annotation, biological process: signal transduction. The record is from RefSeq and is a predicted model, not a curated record. NCBI's taxonomy places the organism in Eukaryota, Metazoa, Chordata, Actinopteri, Cypriniformes, Cyprinidae. Bases 355 to 3051 code for a protein of 898 amino acids. The transcript has 12 exons.